Molecule: messenger RNA, 1706 nt
Organism: Zymoseptoria tritici IPO323
Lineage: Eukaryota; Fungi; Ascomycota; Dothideomycetes; Mycosphaerellales; Mycosphaerellaceae
Exons: 2
Coding region: 48-1706 (552 amino acids)
Source: RefSeq, a predicted model, not a curated record
AGACCUCCCAAUCCACACAUUCUCGGCCUCAAAACCCGAGAAUAGGAAUGGGCGGACUCACCUUUGAACAAUGGCAACUCCUCGCAACUCAGAAGAAAGUCGAACGCAGAGCGAAAAUCCCCAAAGAAUGGAGGAUUCCACGGUCGCUGGUGAAGAAAUGGGACGAGGCGGAGAGUGUGAUUGAAUUUCCUGCGACUUCGGGUUUCUUCACGAAACGCGAAUUGAAAAUCACUGGAGCGACGGCGUCGGAUGUGGUGAAGAACGUUGCCGCAGGGAAAUGGUCGGCCGUGGAGGUCACCCGCGCGGUGUGCAAACGAGCGGCUGUGGCUCAGCAAUUGGUGAACUGCUUGACCGAGAUUUGCUUCGAAGACGCUCUCAUCCGAGCGCGAGAACUCGACGAACAUUUCGCGGCAGGCAAGCCUCUGGGACCUCUUCACGGGUUGCCGAUUAGUCUGAAAGACCAAUUCAACAUCCCAGGUCUCGACACGACUCUAGGCUACACCUCCCGCGUCCCCUCCUUACCCGCCUACCCCUCCCACCUCGUGGCCUCCCUCCUCUCCUCCGGCGCAAUCAUCUACGCCAAAACCAACAUCCCCACCACCAUCCUCUCCGGCGAAACCUCCAACAAAAUCUUCGGCACGACCCUCCACCCUCUCAACCGCUCCUGGACGCCCGGCGGCUCAUCCGGAGGCGAAUCCGCCCUCGUCGCCUUCGGCGGAAGUCAUCUCGGCGUGGGCACAGACAUAGGCGGCUCCAUUCGCCACCCGUGUCUCCUCACCGGUCUCUACGGUCUCCGACCUUCCCACGGCCGCAUCCCCAUGCGCGGCGUAGAAGCCACCAUGCGCGGCCAGGAAGCCGUGCGCUCCGUCGCGGGUCCCAUGUGUCGCUCCGCAGCCGACGUCCGCCUAUUCAUGGCCUCCGUGCUGUCGUCCAAACCCUGGAUCCGCGACACGCAAUGUCUUCCCAUCCCAUGGCGGAUCGAAGAGGAACACCUCCCUCCCGUCCUCUGUUUCGGCUUCGCCACCUGCGACGGAGACGCCGCUCCCACUCCCCCCCACCGCCGCGCAAUGGACCUCGUGCGAAAGAAAUUGACCGCCGCGGGCCACGUCUGCAUCGACUUCACGCCGGUCGAAAUGCCCGCUGCUCGAGACGUGAUAGACGCCUUCUUCAACGCCGACGGCGGAGCCGAGUUCCGCUCCGAUUUAUCCGCCAGCAACGAGCCCUUCCCCGCAUGGCUCAGCUCGCCGACCAAACGACCCGCUCUGACCGUCUCGGAAACCUGGGAAGCGCAAGCGGAACGCGACCGAGUCGCAGAAGACUGGCUCGAUCGGUGGAACGCGACGGAGAUCGUAUCCAGUACCGGCAGACCGAUGGACGCGCUGAUCAGCCCGGGAUUCCACUUCCCUGCGAUCCGACAUGGAUGCGCGAAAGCGUCGAAUUAUGCGGCGAUCGGGGCGGUGCUGGAUUUGAGCACGGGCGUGUUUCCGGUGACGAAGGUCUGUCCGGAGAGGGAUCGAGUUGACCAUCGCGAUGAUGAUUGGACGCCGAUGUUCGAUGGCGAUGGGGAGGUCAUGGAGAACUACGGCGGACCGGAAGAGUACAAGGAUGCGCCGGUGGGACUGCAGAUUAUGGGGAGGAGAUUGGAGGAGGAGAAGGUCACGGCCAUGAUGGGACUGAUUAGCGAUGUUGUUGGGGUCGACUAUUGA